AUGGCGCAGGACCUCAUGUGCUUCGACCCGAAAAGCCCAGUUCACGGCGGCAAGGCAGAGCGCCAGGCUGAGGACUUGCUCAGCAGCUUCGACCCCCUGACUGGAGCCUCGGCACCUGCCAGCCACGCAGCUGCCACGCCUGCUGUCCGCCUCCCUGACACUGUGGCUGCUGCUUUUGCCGCCCCGGCACAGAACACGGUUUCCGCACCAACGCCAGAACAGCAGCGUGAGCAGAUGAUGCGUGCCGUGCAGGAGGAUGCCAAGAAGAUGCACGAGCAAUGCGGCAAGGGUGAUGAAGAGGAUCCCUUCAAGGGUGAGGACAGCAAAGUUCAAGACCAGAAGUGCAGCGCAGCAGACUUGCUUACGAAUCUGUUGAUGCGGCGGGUCUUUCGUUGCGGCACAAGUGACGGUGGGGCGCAGAGCCUUCCGCUGCUUGACAAAACGGUGGCUGCUCAUUUGAAGGAGGUCUUCGCAUCCGAGUCGCCCAAUGGCGACAUCGUUUUGGUCGGCUCGGACCACGGGAGACUGGAUUUGUUGUUCUUGUGCGAGCAGCGCAGCCCUUUUUUGCACUUCUUCAAAUCGCGGUCUGCUAUCGUGGCCCUCUCCUACAAGGAGUCUCUGAUCGGUUUGAGGGAUGCCAAGACCAGUGAAGACUGGGAGGCAUUCCUGGACAGCCACGCAAACUUCACAAGGGAGAUUUUCGAGACGCACGAAGUCCCGGAACGGAUCCUCACAUGGUUUGAUGUCUACACCUCCCUGCUCCAUGUGGCACACCCAGCGCUGGAGACGGGCGCUUCGGCGGUGGAGGCCCUUGAGAGGCUUCGGACCUGGCCCCGUGCGCAGCAGGCUACAGCGCAGCCGGCGCAGCCGUGCACCUCUGAAAAGAUCUUUGCGCGUUCGGUUGCCGAUGAGUGCGGGCCUCCGGACCACGUGACGUCGACACUAGAUUGGACAGGCGUGAUCGGCGAGCUUUUUGAGGCCCGCAACGCUGUCUUUUGGGAAGGCCCAGCUGCUGCGCGAGACCAGCUGGUCAACUUGCUGACGCUUGUCGGUCAGAGUUAUGAGCUGGCCAGCCAAUGCCCAGCAGCCGUGGCCGCCACAAGCUACAGCCUAGCGGAGGUCAUAGCAAGCGAAGGUCUUGAUGAACCUCGGCAGCUGAAGCAGCUGGCACUGCUGCAAUUUGCUUUAGCCAUACUUCCGACGGGGGCCCACCAGGAAUGCACCCAGUGGCCUCUGCGCGGCCGCGACCUUGUUGCAGCCUUUCAGCAACUAAGCACAACGGUCUUCUCCAGAUUUUCGGCUAAGCCAGCUUCUGUCCGUCAAGAGCCUUCAGUGGCCGUAGUUACAGCAUGUGCUGGGAUUCACCUUGCUGGUGUCCGCGCCGGCAGUAGGAUGAAUCGAGAACUCUAUGCUGCCAAGCACGGAUACGACCUGUAUUUCUUCCAGGACGCCAAGGACGUCCUGGGUGCUUCUCCAGCUGGCACAAACCUCACAUGUGCAAAUGCUCCUGCGUACUGGCGAGCAUACGCGCUUCAAUCUGUUAUGGCGUUGCAUAUCUCCUACUCGUGGUUGCUUUGGAUGGACUGUGAUGUAGUUGUGACGAACCUUGACACACCGGUCAGCACACUUUUGGCCAAGCAUGGGAUCGUGCAACAUGCGGCAGGCAGGAGCGUGUCCAUGCUGAUCUCAGCCAGCAGCUUUGGCGUGGAUCCAGAGCUGUUCCUGUUACGGAAUGAUGCCUGGGGCCAAGAACUCCUCAGGAAUUGGACGCGAUUGCCGUCGCCAAGUUUUUUGCACCCUGGCCAGCGCAGGCCACUGGAUGCAAGGCACCCAGAGCGACUUGCCCUACAGCAUGCUGUCCUUCCUCACUGGGGGGCGUGGGUGCAUGGCCGCAUAGCUAGAGACUGGGCACUUUUUCAGUGGCAGCCUGAAGUUCGCCUGCUGUGGCAGCCGGGAGAUUUUGCAUGGGUGGACUUCCUGUGCCGCGGUCGCGCAGGUCUGUUCAACGAAGCUUCGUGUCUCAACACGCGCUCCCGCAUCCUCAACGGCCAAAAGAAGUUGUGUAUGCACAUGGAGCGCUUUGUGUGCCGCGGCUUCGCGGAGAAAGCAGUCAGAGCCACAUUGGCAGUCAUCAACAAGGCAGUGGAGCUUGCUGGUGGUCAAUGUGCUCAUUUCGCAGAUGAACAGGCUGUCCUGGAGAUUGCAUCCUUUGGCUUCAACCCCACCUUCCACACGGAUCUCAGAAUUGCGGUGAAGCCAUUGCUGGCGGGAAGUCUUGCAGACAUGGCUGUCGUGGUUUUCGAUGUGCGCUGGUUGACGAACCAGGCGCUGCAUCUGCUGUGGCGACCGGUGGAUGACGCACCCUCCGAGCCCAGCAGCUCUUCGUCCGACAGCAAGGCUCGGAGGCCAGCCAGCCCAGCUAAGAGCAUUGCAGAAAGCGCUCCGCGUAGCGUGGCGGAAAGCCCGCCCAGGAGUAUUCCUGGCAGCUCUCCGCGGAGUAUCGCUGAAAGCCACGCAGAGAGCAUUGAUGACGAGCCCAUUGUUGCCCUCUCUGAGUCAGAGCCAGAGGAGGUGCAGCUCGAGAGUGAGAAGGUCCGUGGGGAGCUGGCAGAGGCCCGCGCCCGGAUCUUCCAUGGCUCUGAGUAG
Molecule: messenger RNA, 2646 nt
Organism: Symbiodinium pilosum
Lineage: Eukaryota; Dinophyceae; Suessiales; Symbiodiniaceae
Source: the annotation of a GenBank genome assembly